Molecule: messenger RNA, 183 nt
Organism: Meloidogyne enterolobii
Lineage: Eukaryota; Metazoa; Nematoda; Chromadorea; Rhabditida; Meloidogynidae
Source: the annotation of a GenBank genome assembly
AUGCUAAUUUCAGAUGAUGAUUCUGAUGAUGAUGAUUAUAUUAGUGGUGUUUGUGGUGGUGGCGGUUGUGGUUUGUUAGAUAUGCUGUCUUCAGAUGAGGAUUUUGAUGAGGAUAAUGAUUAUUCUAGUGGUGGUCCUGAUGAUGAAUUGGAGGUAUGCUACUUAUUUUUCAUCUUAUUCUAA